AUGGCCGACCUCGCGACCUGCUUGCCCCUCACCCGGGCCUCCGUCGUCGAAGCCCACAAGCUGGUCAAACCGCACGUCCACUACACUCCCGUCCUCACCAACAAGACCCUCACGGCGUUGGCGUCGACGCCGCGGGACCCCGAGGAUCUCAAGGGCACGGCGUGGGAAGGGCGCACGCCGGCGAAGCCCGUGCUCCGGCUAUGGUUCAAGUGCGAGAACCUGCAGCGCAUCGGCGCGUUCAAGGUCCGCGGCGCUUUCCAUGCCGUUGAGAGGCUGAAGCAGGAGCCUGGGUGGGUCGAGGGCGGCGGCAAGGAGAAGGGCGUUGUGACGCAUAGUUCAGGAAACCACGCCCAAGCCCUGGCCCUCGCAGCCAGAGAGAACGGCAUCCCAGCACACAUUGUCAUGCCAGACAUCUCCCCGCCCAACAAGAUCGCCGCGACGCGCGGCUACGGCGCCAACGUCGUCUUCAGCGGCAGCACCAGUGUCGAGCGUGAGGCCGUCGCAGAUCGCAUCAUCGCCGAGACGGGCGCCCGUCUCGUGCCCCCCUACGACCACCCGGACAUCAUGCUGGGGCAAGGGACCAUGGGCCUCGAGCUCCAGGAGCAAGUGCGCAGUCUCCUGGCCGCGGGCCACUCGGCCGAACACCCGACAUUCAACUCGACGGGCCUGCCCCCUGCGCCGCCGGUAUCCAAUGGCGACGGCGACAGCGACAAAGCAAAAGGGGGGCUGGACGCGAUCAUGACGCCGUGCGGGGGCGGCGGUAUGCUCUCCGGCGUGGCGCUGAGCUGCGAGGGCACGGGGAUCCGGGUGUUUGGCGCGGAGCCCGCGUUCCAGGGCGCCGACGACUGCAAGCGCGGCUUCGAGACGGGCAAGAGGGUCGAGAGCGUGAAGACGUUGACGGUCGCCGACGGCUUGCGGACGCCCGUGGGUAAGCACCCCUGGUCCGUCAUCUACGAGCGGCGGCUGGUGGAGAACAUGUACAGCGUGUCCGAGGAGGAGAUCAAGGCGGCCACGAAGCUCGUGUUUGAGCGGUUCAAGCUUGUGGUUGAGCCUAGUGGUGCGGUCCCGUUGGCUGUGGCGCUGUUUAAUGAGGAUUUCAGGGCCAUGGUGGAGAGGGAGGCGGGGGAGACGGGGUGGGAUUUGGGGUUGGUUUUUAGUGGUGGGAAUAUGGCUUUGGAGGGGCUCAUGAAGAUUUUUGCUGCGUGA
Molecule: messenger RNA, 1206 nt
Organism: Colletotrichum orchidophilum
Lineage: Eukaryota; Fungi; Ascomycota; Sordariomycetes; Glomerellales; Glomerellaceae
Product: pyridoxal-phosphate dependent enzyme
Exons: 2
Coding region: 1-1206 (401 amino acids)
Biological process (GO): pyruvate biosynthetic process; D-serine biosynthetic process; L-serine metabolic process
Molecular function (GO): ATP binding; L-serine ammonia-lyase activity; threonine racemase activity
Source: RefSeq, a predicted model, not a curated record